CUCUCCCCGGCCGGAAAUAUUUCCCGGCGAAAAAUCUCCGGCGAGCGUUUCUCCUCAUUUUUGUUUUUCUGUUUUUAUUCCAUCUGUUUGUAUACAAUUUAGAUUUUUCUCGCCGGAAAAUCCAAACCCAGUUAAAAUUUCCGGCUGAAAACAUCAUCUCCAACUCCCCGGAGAUAAAGGGUUUUUUUUCGUUUUUGUUGUUUUAGCAGGAAAAGGUGUUUUUCUCGAGUACCCUUUUUGAAUUUUGAGAAAUUGGGGAUUGGCGAUGGCUGAUUCAGACAACGAAUCAGGAGGUCACAACAACGCGAACAGUGAAGGAUCAACAAGGGAGCAAGACAGGUUCCUUCCGAUAGCUAACGUGAGCAGAAUAAUGAAGAAAGCUUUACCGGCGAACGCGAAAAUUUCAAAGGAUGCUAAGGAAACAGUUCAAGAGUGUGUAUCGGAGUUUAUCAGUUUCAUUACCGGAGAAGCAUCGGAUAAGUGUCAGAGAGAGAAGAGGAAGACGAUUAACGGUGAUGAUUUGCUUUGGGCUAUGACGACUUUAGGAUUCGAAGAGUAUGUUGAGCCAUUGAAGAUUUACUUGGCCAAGUAUAGAGAAAUGGAAGGGGAAAAAACUACUAUGGGUCGUACAGGGGAGAAAGAUGGGGGUGGUGGAGACAUGGCCGGAGGUGGUGGUGGAGUUAGUUCUGGGGGUGGGUAUAACGGUGGUGGUGGUGGUGGUAUGUAUGGUGGUAUGGGUGGUUCAAUGAUGUAUCAUCCUCAAGGUGGUCAUCAAAUGUAUGGUAGUCAUGGGCCAUAUAAUCAUAUGGGUGGGGGUGGGGGUUCCGGUGGUGGAGGUUCCGGUCAAGGGCGGAGAUAAAAUAUAUAAACUUCAAAUUCUGACUCGAUACCGAGCCAAAGUAGGUGGGAGUUGUGGUGGUAGAGGAAGUUUCAGAAUAUUAUAAAUUUUAAAUUCUGACUCGAUGGCGGGUCAAAAGUAUAUGAUAAUUGUGGUGGUGGAGGCUUCAGAAUAGAAUAUUAUGAACUUUAAAUUCUGACUCAAUGACACGCCAAAGUAACGAUGAUUGUGAUGGUGGAAAUAUAUUAUAAACUUUAAAUUCUGACUUUGCGAUUUGAUUACAAAGCCAAGCAAGGUGUUACAAGAAGGUGAUGAUAAAUUUGGAAAAAUUUAAUCAAAAUUAAUCAUAUGAUGUAUCAUUGUGUUGAUAGCUAGUUCUAUUACUUUACUUAGGUCCUUUUUUUUUUAUAUAUAUAUAUAUAAUUUAUAUUUUUGAAGCACAUUGACAUGUGAAGUUUAAGGUAAUGCUUUAGCUUCUUUUUUUCUUUUGAAGUUGGGAGUAUUGGUAGUAAUGGGUUACAUGUGUAGUACUUUUGUGGAGAAAAGGAUAUUGUUGAUGAUUUUUAAUGGAGAAAAAAAGUAGUAAUAGUACUAUGUA
Molecule: messenger RNA, 1436 nt
Organism: Solanum verrucosum
Lineage: Eukaryota; Viridiplantae; Streptophyta; Magnoliopsida; Solanales; Solanaceae
Product: nuclear transcription factor Y subunit B-3-like
Exons: 1
Coding region: 266-859 (197 amino acids)
Biological process (GO): regulation of transcription by RNA polymerase II
Cellular component (GO): nucleus; CCAAT-binding factor complex
Molecular function (GO): DNA-binding transcription activator activity, RNA polymerase II-specific; RNA polymerase II cis-regulatory region sequence-specific DNA binding; protein heterodimerization activity
Source: RefSeq, a predicted model, not a curated record